Setaria italica (foxtail millet) is the source of this 837-nucleotide messenger RNA. RefSeq lists its product as uncharacterized. The coding region runs from base 152 to 574 and encodes 140 amino acids. The transcript is spliced from 5 exons. The record is from RefSeq and is a predicted model, not a curated record. Gene Ontology annotation, biological process: mitochondrion organization. Lineage: Eukaryota; Viridiplantae; Streptophyta; Magnoliopsida; Poales; Poaceae. Gene Ontology annotation, cellular component: nucleus; mitochondrion.
CCCCCUCUCCGCCUAUAAAAUCGAACCCUAACCUAGGCCCUCUCCGUGUUCAACCUUCCUGGCCGUUCGUGUCCUCUCUGUUCGUUCCCCACCUUGCCCCGCGCCGCCUCGCUAGGGUUUCUUUCGUCCGCCGACCGUUCCAGCCGCCGCCAUGCCUCGCCGCAGCUCAGGAAGGUCAGCAUCGCGUCCUGCUCCUCGCGCUGCUCCUCUGAGAAACCCACCUCAGCCAGCGCGCCAGGCUCCUCCUCCAGCUCCUGCUCAGAGCGGUGGUGGCUCCAUCCUUGGAGGAAUUGGGUCCACGAUUGCUCAAGGCAUGGCUUUUGGUACUGGCAGUGCCAUGGCACACAGAGCUGUUGAUGCUGUAAUGGGCCCCCGGACCAUUCAGCAUGAGACUGUUGUCUCGGAGGCUGCUGCUGCUGCUCCUGCUGCUCCAAUGAUGAACGGUGCUGAUUCUUGCGGCAACCAUUCCAAGGCCUUCCAAGAUUGCCUCAACCACUAUGGAAGCGACAUCAGCAAGUGCCAGUUCUACCUUGACAUGCUGAACGAGUGCCGCCGUGGUGGUGCGACUGCCUAAGCCGCCUAAGCUGCCGCCGCCUCAUUGGAUUUGAUUCAUGGGUUCUCUUUUCACUCUCAUGAUCUCCCAUUAAUAAGACCAAGUAAAACUAUGAACUACCGCCACAACUUGAUGUCUGUGUGCCGUGACACUAUCACUGGUGGGUGUUGAGUUUGUGGUUAUGUUCUGUUAUCCUGGGAGUAGUACAUUCUGAUAUCCUAUAUUGUUGGAACUUCUAUGGUGCUGAUAAUGAUAAAUAUUUGAAUCAAACAGUUGUGGUGCUA